GUUCCCGUCUAUUCCUUUGCCUGGGUUUCACUCCUACAUUUGGACCUCACUAUUCACUCUCUCUCAUUCUGGGAGCUUGCAUUGCAUUGAUUGGUUCUACUGCCACAAGGGCCAUUGCAUUCUACACCCAUCUCUCCUAAUGUCAUUGUUCACCUUCGGCCUUUGUUAACAACACAUCUCAUAGAGCUUCUGGGUGGCUUGGUACAUAUCCGGAACACGAGAUUCUCUUCAGGAAUAACAAGGCCCUUUCAAUAUGGCUACUGCUGCCACUCCUGCACGACCCUUACCGGGUGGAUUUGCCGUGACUCCUGCUGGCGCAACUCCUGCUCCAGGCGGACCCGUGAGACCACCAGCCUUCCGAAUCCCGUCCAACCCCAGAGUACCAGCCGGUCCGGACAGAGGAUUCCAACCCUUAAAUGAACCCAAUGGAGACAUGUCGGGCCCAGCUCCUCCGGUGUCCCUGACUGCGACAUCCCUCAACCCGAUCGAUGUCGCCGCAAAAACCAUCAACGGCGCCCUAGCAGGGGAAGCGCGUUAUCCAGACCUGGAGAGCUUGGUUGCCAAUGGCAUCUCCUCCGAUUAUGACCUAGCAACGUCCGCCGUGUCCUUUCCAUUUCAAAAAAUCCGAUCACACGAGAUCCCGGACCGAAUAUUUCACCAGUACGAUAACAGCUCCCUCGCGGUGUCGAUGGGACUUUUUGCCGAGAUAAACCAUGCGUGGAUGACAAUCGAUAAUGCUCUAUAUAUCUGGGACUAUACCAUGCCGAAUCCCGAGCUCAUCGGGUUCGAAGAGCAGCCACACGCGAUCACCGCCGUCAAACUGGUCAAGCCGCGAACCGGAGUAUUUGUCGAGGCCAUAACCCAUCUCUUGGUGGUGGCAACGGUGAAUGAGAUCUUCCUCGUUGGCGUUGCAGCCAGUAGCAACAACGGCGUGACGACGGUGUCACUCUAUCAGACUAAGAUGCGCGCUCCCGUAUCUGGCCUCGAUGUUCGGUGCAUUGCCGGAGCAAGUCAUAGCGGGCGCAUUUUCUUCGCAGGAUAUUGUGCGCGCGAUAUCUACGAACUCACCUACCAGCAGGAGGAAAAGUGGUUCAGUGCAAAAUGCUCGAAGCAUAACCGGACUUUCAGGUAUCUGCCAACAAAUUCAUCAUGGUUCGACGAAGCCGCAUACGAGGAUGUGGCACAGUUGGUCAUUGAUGACUCUCGGGACCUCCUGUACGCGCUCUCUUCCGUCGGCACGAUCCGCGUAUACCACCUCCGACCGAAUGCGUGUCGGCGCGUCAUUACUCUGACGUGCCACUCGAUACAAACGCACAUGAGCCACAUGUUCUCCUCCCGGGCCACGAUGCCAGCUGGUCCCAUCGAAAUCGUGUCCCUUACACCCAUCACCAGGUUCGAGGCGAGGAUUAUGAACCUUGUCGCGAUAACAUCAACAGGCACUCGGAUUUUCUUCACUGCUACAACGUCAGGAUAUGAACGGCCGGAGAACAAAGAUGCACCGACCAGUAUGCAAGUUUUCCACGUCAAAUUCGCUCCGUCCACAGACCCCCAGCCGAACACCUCUGCAGCUGUUGGGCGUACCGUGAACACAACGUCGGAUUACCUAGUCAAAACCCGCCUUGGCGCACGAUAUGGACCUGGAUACUUCUUCUGCUUCGUCAGAAAAGGCAACGAUGAGUUUGACCACAUGUUUGCGUGUGCUCCAGAUUCCGGCCGCGUCGCGAAAGGGGCAGAAAGCGCUCUUGAUCUACAUCUUGUCGAACAAGGACAUACGUACACUCUACCGGGCGUGACUGCGGAUGUUGGUCUCGUGACGAAGCCGUUCGGAGCCACCUCGACACCUCUCGGCUUUGGGAAUGAGCUUGCUGAGCAAUACGACACUCCAACGGCGGAAGUGGCGGUGCUGACAUCGAGUGGCAUACACACAUAUCGGAGACGACGCCUCGUCGACAUGUUCGCUGCACUGCUGCGGUCCGGCAUCGAGCAGGAGGAUACACAGGCAUCGGUGGCCAAAUUCGUCCGUCAAUAUGGCCGAAAUGAAAUGGCUGCCACCGCCCUUGCCGUGGUUUGCGGUCAAGCCGUGGAUGUCAAUACCGAGGCGAGGGUGGCCAAUGUCACCGAUCCAGAUAUCAUUGGUGCGGCUCGUACAGCGUACAUCGAGCAAAGUGGGAAAGCCUUCAUGAAUACCAACAGCGACUCCAUUCAAUUCUCGGCGCGUCAUGACGGGUUGGCACUGUACAUCUCACGACUCAUCCGCUCCGUUUGGAAAGCAAAGGUGCUGAAGGAGACAUUGAAAGGCAAAACAGGUCUCACCGUGACUUCGACCCUUGCGACAGCGAAAUUGCAAAGCGUUCAACAACACUUGGUCGCUUUACAGAAGUUCUUGGAUGCAAACAAGAACUCAAUCGAGGGGCUUGCUGGUCCAGAAGCCCUGACACGGGUACGGACACGGCAGGAUGAGAUGCUAUUGCAAAACGAGCAUCGGGCCAUGAACGCGCUUGUUCGACUCAUCACAUCCAUCAUCGAAGGCAUUUCAUUUAUCCUGGUGCUUUUCGACAACCCCAUCGUUGAAAUCAUUCUCUCUCUGCCCGAAACCAUCCGCCAACAGGUCCGCGAUCUCACAUUCGAAACUCUCUUCUGUUCGACAAGGGGACGGGACCUUGCUCGAGAGCUCGUCAAAGCCAUCGUCAACCGCAGCAUCGCCAGUGGAUCCAACGUGGAGCAAGUUGCGGAUGGUCUGCGAAGGAGAUGUGGAAGCUUCUGCUCGGCCAACGAUGUCUUGAUCUUCAAGGCACAGGAGCACUUGACAAAAGCGACGGAUGCGGGCAUCAACUCGGAGUUGGCUCGUGUCUUGUUGAACGACAGCCUGAAGCUGUUCCAGAAAGUGGCGGGUAGCCUGAGCCUGGACUAUCUCAGACUGGCCGUAGAGCAGUACACGCGGAUGGCGUUCUUUGCGGGAGCCAUCCAGCUGGUGUUACAAGUUGCGCAGGAGAUGGAUCGGAGUAAUCGAGCAUUGUCAUGGAUUAGGGAUGGUUCGCCGGAAGCCGAUCCACGGAAAGCGGCUUUCUACCAGCGAACCGAGUGCUAUGAUCUCAUCCACCAUAUCAUCAACGCAGUUGACCGUGCCGAGACGACGAUGCCCGAAGUUCCCGAAGUCGUCACUGCCCGACGGAAACAGGAAGCGUACGCCCAAAUCAACGAAUCCACCGACGAGGUAUUCCAAACCAACCUCUACGACUGGUAUAUCGGCCAAGGCUGGCAGGAUCGCCUGCUCGAUAUCUCCUCGCCAUACGUCGUCAGCUAUCUCGAGCGGAAAUCCAACGACGAUGUUCAAUAUGCCAACCUGCUCUGGCGUUAUCACUCACACUACAACAACUUCUACCAAGCAGCGCUUGUCCAGUUCCAGCUCGCACAGAGUGUCGUUCUGGACCUGUCUCUUGCCCAACGGAUCGAGUAUCUCAGUCGUGCGAAGGCUAAUGCAUCAACACGACUCACGGGCAUGGUGGAUGUUGCGGUAUCGACGGCAAAGCAGGAGAAACUGCGAGAGAUCUCCGAACAGCUCGACGUUGCAACUGUGCAAGAAGAAGUCCUGCAGCGCCUCCGGGCCGAUCCACGGCUUCCAGAAGAGCGGAGACCGGAGGUGGAGAAUGAAUUGGGUGGAGAGGUUCUCAAUUGGAGCUCGCUAUUCAACGACUAUGCCGAUCAAGCGGGCUACUUCGACAUCUGUAUCCAGGUCUUCCACCACGCAGAUUACCGGAGCACACAAGAUAUCUCCGCCACCUGGUCGAAUCUCAUCGAGCGGACUAUCGUCGACGCGCAGGCUCAGGGCGGUGCCGAGCCAUGGGAGAUGGUGGUCGACAUCGUCCGCAAACUAGGGACUCGCGUGAACCUAUCCGAGACGGUUUUUCCAAUCAAUAUGCUUGUCAACACCCUCCUCAACUUCGCCCAGCAGUACCUACAAGGCUCCCCCGCCCACUGGGUCACCAACGUCUUCCUUGAACUCGAAGUCCCCCAUGAGGCCCUGAUCAGUGCGCUUGAGGUGCCCCUCCACUCGCACGAACCACCGUUCGUCACCCCGGCGGAGCGGGCGGUCGUCGCGAACGAGGUGCUGCAUGUGUGCGAGCAUUGGUUCGCCGUGAGCCGCCGGGCGGGGGGCAUAGCGUUUGGGAGCGAGGAGAACGCGGCGGGGGUGUCGGAUGUGUUGCGGGAGGCGGCGCAGUUGCUUGUGCAGGUGCCGGGGCAGUAUGACGAGGAGCAGUUGAGGGCGAGGGAUUUGAUGGAGGCGGCGGGGAGGACGUUGAGGGGGUGAAGAUGAGGGGUGUGGAUCGUUCAAUAGUCGAGGGUUGUUUGAUGCCAAAGAACGGGAUGGCAAUCAAUGCUACGUGGCCGGGCAUUCGUACCGUAUGACGUUAGGAAUCUGGAGGGGUAUCCCGCAUGGGAGCGAGCUGUUCUUGAAUACUUCAGUACCAUACAAAAGCGACGGAAGUAGAUAGCUUGGUGCUUUGGCGUGCUUAUAGCGAGGCGUUGGUGACUGUCGGGAGACAACGUACAGAAAUCGCAUCAUUGUCCAUAGCAAAUCUUUAUCUUCAU
Molecule: messenger RNA, 4590 nt
Organism: Eremomyces bilateralis CBS 781.70
Lineage: Eukaryota; Fungi; Ascomycota; Dothideomycetes; Eremomycetales; Eremomycetaceae
Product: nuclear pore complex protein Nup155
Exons: 5
Coding region: 254-4309 (1351 amino acids)
Biological process (GO): transcription-dependent tethering of RNA polymerase II gene DNA at nuclear periphery; protein localization to nuclear inner membrane; protein import into nucleus
Cellular component (GO): nuclear pore inner ring; nuclear pore
Molecular function (GO): structural constituent of nuclear pore
Source: RefSeq, a predicted model, not a curated record